Lactuca virosa is the source of this 4482-nucleotide messenger RNA. The record is from the annotation of a GenBank genome assembly. Lineage: Eukaryota; Viridiplantae; Streptophyta; Magnoliopsida; Asterales; Asteraceae.
AUGCAGGCUGUUGCAUCCAAUAUAAUAGUUGGAUCUCAAGUUUGGGUUGAGGAUCCUGAGAUAGCUUGGAUUGAUGGUGAUGUUGUGGAAAUCAAAGGUGCAGAUAUUAAGAUAAAGCUUUCAUCAGGAAAAGAUGUUGUCACUACUUCAGCCCAUGUACAUCCUAAAGAUCCUGAAGCUCCUCCAUGUGGAGUAGAUGAUAUGACAAAACUUGCUUAUCUCCAUGAGCCUGGUGUUCUUCAGAAUUUAAAAAGUCGAUACAAUAUGGAUGAAAUUUACACUUACACAGGCAAUAUAUUGAUAGCUGUGAACCCUUUCAAAAGAUUACCUCAUCUAUAUGACAAACAUAUGAUGGAACAAUACAAAGGGGCAGGUCUUGGGGAACUGAGUCCACAUCCUUAUGCUAUUGCUGAUUCUUCAUACAGGCAAAUGGUUAAUGAGGGAAUAAGUCAAUCCAUUCUUGUUAGUGGAGAAAGUGGAGCAGGAAAAACAGAAAGCACCAAAAAUCUUAUGCAGUAUCUUGCAUAUAUGGGAGGUCGCCCUCCAGCUCCAGGACAAAGGAGUGUGGAACAACAAGUUCUUGAAUCAAAUCCUGUUCUAGAAGCAUUUGGGAAUGCAAAAACUGUUAGAAACAACAAUUCAAGUCGUUUUGGUAAGUUUGUGGAGAUUCAAUUCAAUGAACGUGGGAAAAUAUCUGGAGCUGCUAUAAGAACAUAUUUGCUGGAAAGAUCACGUGUUUGUCAAGUUUCGGAUCCUGAGAGAAAUUACCAUUGUUUUUACAUGAUCUGUGCUGCACCUACUGAGGUGACUGAAAAGUAUAAAUUGGGAAAGGCUAAGUCAUUUCAUUACCUUAAUCAAACAAAUUGUUUUGAAUUGACUGGAGUGGAUGAGGCUAAAGAGUAUAUUGCUACAAGAAAGGCUAUGGAUGUUGUUGGUAUCACUCAUGAUGAACAGGAGGCGAUAUUCCGUAUUGUGGCUGCAAUUCUCCAUUUAGGAAAUAUUGAGUUUACUAAAGGCAACGAACCAGAUUCAUCUAAACCUAAAGACGAUCAAUCUAAGCUUCAUAUGAAAACUGCAGCUGAACUUUUCAAGUGUGAUUUAGAGGCCCUUGAAGAUUCCUUCUGCAAGCGUGUAAUUGUAACGCGUGAUGAGAGCAUAAAAAAGUCUCUUGAUCCAAUUGCUGCAGCUGUGAAUAGAGAUGCUUUGGCAAAAAUUGUUUAUUCAAGGCUAUUUGACUGGAUUGUAGGAAGGAUUAAUGAGUCAAUUGGUCAAGAUCCCGAGUCAAAAUCCUUGAUUGGAGUUCUGGACAUCUAUGGAUUCGAAAGUUUCAAGACAAACAGUUUUGAGCAAUUUUGUAUCAAUCUGACUAAUGAGAAACUUCAGCAACAUUUUAAUCAGCAUGUUUUUAAGAUGGAGCAAGAAGAAUAUACCAAAGAGCAAAUCGAUUGGAGUUACAUAGAGUUUGUGGACAAUCAAGAUAUUUUAGAUCUCAUUGAGAAGAAACCUGGAGGAAUCCUUGCUCUUUUGGAUGAGGCUUGCAUGUUUCCAAGAUCUACACAUGAAACGUUUGCUGAAAAGCUUUACCAAACAUUCAAGGAUAAUAAACGUUUUCAAAAGCCAAAGCUUUCUAAUUCAGCAUUUACCAUUGACCAUUAUGCUGGUGAGGUCACAUAUCAAACCGAGUUUUUCUUGGAUAAAAACAAGGACUAUGUUGUUGCAGAACAACAAGCACUUUUAAGUGCUUCAAAGUGCACCUUUGUGUCAAAUUUAUUCCCACCUCUAACAGAAGAGUCAUCCAAAACAUCAAAGUUUUCAUCAAUAGGUUCACGGUUCAAGUCACAAUUAACACAAUUGCUUGAGACACUGAGUCACACGGAGCCACAUUACAUUCGUUGUGUGAAACCCAACAAUCUUUUAAAGCCUUCUAUCUUCGAGAAUCAAAACAUACUUCAGCAACUACGUUGUGGUGGAGUUAUGGAGGCAAUUAGGAUCAGUAUGGCUGGAUUUCCUACUCGCAAACCUUUUAAAGAAUUUAUUAGCCGCUUCAAAAUAUUUGCACCUGAAAUUGCAAAAAAAAGUGAUGAUGAUAUCAAGACUUCGAAGUUGCUUAUAGAGAAGGCAAAUCUUCAAGGUUAUCAGAUUGGUAAAACAAAAGUAUUUCUGAGAGCUGGUCAAAUGGCAGAACUAGAUGCUCGAAGAAGUGAGGUUUUGGGAAGAUCUGCAAGCAAAGUCCAGAGAAAAUUUCUUACCCAUUCUGCACAAAAGAAGUACAACUCAUUAAAACAAUCAUCAAUACAUAUACAAGCUGUGUGUAGAGGACAAAUUGGACGCAACCGUUAUGAGAACAGAAGGAGAGACGUUGCUUCUGUUAAACUUCAGAAAGAUGGACGCAUGUUUAUUAAGAGGAAAGCUUACAAAACUUUAUCCGCUUCAGCUAUUAAUAUUCAAAGUGCAAUACGUGGAAUGGCUGCACGUAAUGAAUAUCGAAAUAAAAAGACAGAAGACGCAGCAAUUAUUCUUCAGAGACAAUGUCGACAAUAUGUGGCCCGCGUCCGUUAUUGUAAACUGAGGAAAGCAGCAAUAAAGACUCAGUCUUUCUGGAGAUCAAGACUUGCAAGGAAAGAACUAAGGAAACUUAAAAUGGCUGCAAAGGAAACUGGUGCUCUACAAGAAGCCAAAACUAAACUCGAAAAGGAAGUAGAAGAGCUGACCUGGCGAUUACAAGUGGAGAAGCGCAUUAGAUCCGAUUUGGAGGAAAGUAAACAUCAGGAACAUGCGAAAUUUGAGAAUGCUUUAAAAGAAAUGGAAGCUCAAUCUCAACAAACACAAGAACUGCUUUCGAAGGAACGAGAAGCUGCAAAGAUGGAACUUGAAAAAUCUCGUGAAGUUGAUGGAGCUUCAAACAAGGAGGUAGUCGAUAAGCUUACUACUGAAAAUCAAGAACUCAAGGGCACAGUAAGUUCACUGGAACAGAAAGUUGAUGAAAUAGAAAAGAAGUAUGAAGAGAGCAACAAAUUAAGUGAAGAGAGAUUAAAGCAGGCAACAGAAGCGGAAGAAAGGAUAAUUGAGAUGAAACUCACAGUGCAAAGUCUUCAAGAAAAAAUAAUCGAGAUGGAGGCUGAGGAGCAGAUUAUGAGACGAAGACUAAUGAAUUCAUCAAAUUCGAAAAGGAUGUCGGGACGUUUUUCAUUCUCAUCUAAGGGUCCAGAGAACGGUAACCUUGAAAGUGGAACACCUAUGAAGAGAUUUGAUAGUUCAUUGAGGCAAUCAGCUAUUGACAAGCAGCGUGAAAAUGUUGAUAUUCUUAUCAAAGUAUCUACAGAAGAUCUUGGGUUCAGUAAUGGAAAACCAGUCGUCACAUAUAUCAUAUACAAAAGUCUUAUCCACUGGAAACUUUUUGAACAAGAAAAAACUAAUGUAUUUGACCGACUUAUCACCGUGUUUGGUUCUGCAAUACAGAAAGAGGAAGACAAUAAGCAUAUGUCUUAUUGGCUCUCUGCCACAUCUUCAUUGCUGUUUUUGCUUCAGAAGACUUUAAGUUCUGGCGCAGGUGCUCACAGGCCUCCUCAGCCAACAUCAAUAUUUGGAAGAAUGGCACAAAGUUUUCGCAAAUCCCCGUCAUAUUCGGACCUUGAAAUAGUGCGCCAUGUAGAUGCAAAGUACCCAGCUUUACUUUUCAAGCAACAACUAACUGCUUAUGUUGAAAAAAUAUACGGAAUCGUUCGUGACAAUCUGAAGAAGGAAUUGUCAACUCAUCUCAGAUAUUUUAUUGAGACAGGAAAAUCGUCAGAUGAGCACAUUCCUCCAUCUCUUCGUUGGCAAAACAUCAUUGAAUGCCUAAAUGGCAUGUUACAUACUUUGGAAGAAUACAACGUUCCAAGUGUUCUUGAUCAGAAGAUUUUCGCUCAAGUUUUCUUUUACAUCAAUGUACAACUAUUCAACAGCCUUCUUCUACGUAAAGAAAAAUGCACCUUCAGUCACGGGGAAUAUGUGAAAGCAGGGUUAGCUGAGUUAGAGCUUUGGUGUAAUCAUGUCACAGAAGAGUACUCAGACUCGGCAUGGGAUGAACUUAAGCAUGUAAGGCAGGCAGUUGGAUUCUUGGUCAUACACCAAAAGUCCAGAAUUACCUACAAUGACCUCACAAAUGAUCUAUGCUCUGUUUUAAAUAUUUAUCAAAUUCACAGAAUUUGCACACACUACUGGGAUGACAAUUACCAUACUCCAGGCGUAGAUGCCUCAGUUAUUACUGCCUUACAUAAUAAAAUAGAAGAGGAAGAGGAAAAGCAAAAGAAAAUGUCACAUGAUAAAAAUAACUCCUAUGAAGAUUCAGAUGAACAUAACUCCUUUUUGCUGAAUGACGAUCCCAGCAUACCGUUUUCAGUUGAUGAUCUUAUGGGCUUCUUCCAUGAGAAGGAUUUUGCAGAGAUUAAACCUACUAUUCCCCUCGUAGAAAAUCCAGAAUUCAAAUUUUUAGUGGAGUAA